GGCUCCUCCUUCUUCCCCACCCCUUUGACAGACUCCUAAGAGGGCUGACCAGCUCUGCAGGACUCACGCUGCACUUUGCCAUGGCUUACAUCGCCAAGUCCUUCUACGACCUCAGUGCCAUCAGCCUGGAUGGCGAGAAGGUAGAUUUCAAUACGUUCCGAGGCAGGGCAGUACUAAUUGAGAACGUGGCCUCCCUCUGAGGCACCACCACCCGGGACUUCACCCAGCUCAAUGAGCUGCAGUGCCGCUUUCCCAGGCGCCUGGUGGUUCUUGGCUUCCCUUGCAACCAAUUUGGACAUCAGGAGAACUGUCAAAAUGAGGAGAUCCUGAACAGUCUCAAGUAUGUCCGCCCUGGGGGUGGAUACCAGCCCACCUUUACCCUUGUCCAAAAGUGUGAGGUGAAUGGGCAGAACGAGCAUCCUGUCUUCGCCUACCUGAAGGACAAGCUCCCCUACCCUUAUGAUGACCCGUUUUCCCUCAUGACCGAUCCCAAGUUCAUCAUUUGGAGCCCAGUGCGCCGCUCAGAUGUGGCCUGGAACUUUGAGAAGUUCCUCAUAGGGCCGGAGGGGGAGCCCUUCCGACGCUACAGCCGCACCUUCCCCACCAUCAACAUUGAGCCUGACAUCAGGCGCCUCCUCAAAGUGGCCAUAUAGGUGUGAGCCGCUCAGCACACACUUCUCCUAUCCAUCCAGUACCUUCCUUAGGAUUCGGCACGUCCUCAGGAGACACUGCUGGACCUAAGCGUUCCCUUGACAUCAGCCUCCUUCACUGAAGAGCCUUGCCUUUCCCGUCUGCCUGUUUCCUUUUCCUCUCCUAACCCUCCAGCUGGUGAUUCAACCCGGGGCUCCAAGACUCGGGUGGGCUCUGGGCCUUCACAGAAUGAUGGCACCUUCCUAAACCCUUGUGGGUGGUGUCUGAGAAGAGUGAAGGGCCUGGAGCUACCCUGCUAGAUGAGUCCAAUAAAGGGCAGGUGUGGAAA
Molecule: messenger RNA, 979 nt
Organism: Propithecus coquereli (Coquerel's sifaka)
Lineage: Eukaryota; Metazoa; Chordata; Mammalia; Primates; Indriidae
Gene: GPX2
Product: glutathione peroxidase 2
Exons: 2
Biological process (GO): response to oxidative stress
Molecular function (GO): glutathione peroxidase activity
Source: RefSeq, a predicted model, not a curated record